Aspergillus viridinutans is the source of this 480-nucleotide messenger RNA. Its product is annotated as EthD domain-containing protein. The record is from RefSeq and is a predicted model, not a curated record. The transcript has 2 exons. Lineage: Eukaryota; Fungi; Ascomycota; Eurotiomycetes; Eurotiales; Aspergillaceae. Bases 1 to 480 code for a protein of 159 amino acids. Gene Ontology annotation, molecular function: oxidoreductase activity.
AUGGCCCUGCAUGAGGUAACCUCAUGUUCUCUGGAGACGAAAAUAGGCCGCGCUAUCAAGUACACAGCGGAACUCCACCGCAAAGAUGGUGUAUCUGAGGAAGCCUUCAUGCAUUGGUUCACUAACCAGUUUCUUCCUCGGGCGGUUCCCAUCAUGAAGAAGCAUAAUAUCUUGAAAUACGCAGUUCAAAAGAUGGAUCCUAAAGUUGGCGUGGCAUUCCAGGCAGAGGUGCGGCCUGGCUGGAAGGUCAAUGACUGCGAUCUCGUGUUGGAGUAUUGGGUCUAUAACUUAGAGAGCAUCAAGAACCUCACGUCUGAUCCAGAAUGGAUUCAAGCGGCCCUUGGGAAUGGGAAUGACUGGCUUGAUACAUCUAAAUCUACCAUCCGUAUCGGUUGUGAUACGACAUACUUCGAGUACGGGGCUAUCGUGAACGUAGCAGGACGAAGAAGAAGAAGCAGGGUCAGCGCCAGCUUUGACUGA